This is a messenger RNA of Coniosporium apollinis CBS 100218, 690 nucleotides long. RefSeq lists its product as uncharacterized. Bases 1 to 690 code for a protein of 229 amino acids. Lineage: Eukaryota; Fungi; Ascomycota; Dothideomycetes. The transcript is spliced from 2 exons. The record is from RefSeq and is a predicted model, not a curated record.
AUGUUCGUGGGCCAACCGGUACACAGAGUAGCGCUUCUUGAGGAACCGACGCUCCUCUACAAAGCCCCGUCACAGCGGCUCUAUGUUUUCGUGUCCUUGGCGUCCGCUGCGACGUUUAUUGUUUGCGGACUCUGGAUGUACAAAUACAUUUAUCUGGAGGUCAGAGACCUGCAUUGGUACACCGGCUUUGCAUAUUUCGCGAUGGUCGUCAUGCUCAUCGCCCUGGCACUCAACUACGGCCUUGCUUCCCGAGGACUGGUAAAAUCGAUCACAGCUGUCCCGGUGCAGCGGAAUAGGCAGCCGAGGCUGGACCUCAGAAUCGAGAUCCAGCGCUUGGUGCCCAUUCUGAAGAGCAGAAUCCUAGAGGUUCCCGUCGAAAACGUUAGCCAACCGGUGCAAGGCACGUUGCGACUGCUUGUAAUAGACGUCGCAUACCGGAAGGAGCUUUAUAGGCGCGCAAAACUUGGGCCGAAGAACGAGCCUAUGUUCAUUAAACCCUUUACGCGCUUAGGCCGAUUUUUGAGCCGCAAUGCCUUGAGGUUCUUCCAGUACAACCAGGCAGUGGCGGGCGGGUUGGGCUUCUCGCCCCUCUACGUCAAGGGCGAGCGAUUCCAGCUGAAAAUUGACGGUUCGGGAUGGUUUUUGGAAGAUGGGAAAGUUCUAGACCAGAUUGUCAGGUCUAGCCGAUGA